Cylas formicarius (sweet potato weevil) is the source of this 1002-nucleotide messenger RNA. RefSeq lists its product as uncharacterized. The transcript is spliced from 2 exons. Bases 316 to 615 code for a protein of 99 amino acids. Lineage: Eukaryota; Metazoa; Arthropoda; Insecta; Coleoptera; Brentidae. The record is from RefSeq and is a predicted model, not a curated record.
UAACGCGUGCUUGGCAGCGAAGAUGUUUUUUUUUUGUCGGGAACACCCGUGUUCAAAAACCGACGGUGACGACGCCGUCAAAGUCACAAGAUCCCGCAUCGUCAGCGCCUUCUGUUUACACUCGUCAAAUAUAUAACAACAGAAAAGUACGAUCGGGAUUUAGUUGGUCCGACGCCGUCGCGAUGUUGUAAGUUUUUGCAUAAAGCUUAUCUUAUCUCUCUCACUCUCUCUAUUAAUUGCAAGGAUAUAAAAAUCCAAGGUUUUACACGCUCGGGAGCGCAGUGUUUGUAAACUUAUUGCCGAAGGUCAACCGAAAUGGACCAGACCAAGAUUAUGCAGAGGCUCGAGUCUUACGAGUCUCAGAUCUCCAACACGAAUGACACCAAGUCCGACGUUUCAUACCACAGAAUGAAACAAUCGUUGCACAACAUGUGGUCGACGGUGUACUCAACGGACAACAGCGGUACGAGGACAGCGAACAUCAAGAGGAUACAAGAGUGCCUGUCAAAUUUGGAAAGGAAGGUGACCAAGAACGAGCAGAAGAAGUACAUGAACUAUUACAGCGGACACGCUGGAUUCGAGGGUGCUUCCAACAGGGGCGCCAAAUGUUGCUGAUUCAGCCGAGUGUGUGCCAAGUGAUGAUAAAGACUCGCUACUUAUCGAGAUAAAAAAUCCCAACGAUACAUCCUUUUGUGCCGGAUAGAGAUAAAUCGCUGAAACGAACGUGUCAGCGCACUCGAGCUGGCAAAUACUGCUGCAAUUAUCUGAUUACUUCGUUAUUAAUGUGGCGAUAAAUCACUAUUAAAAAGUACCGUCAUUAAAAUUAUUUAUUUAGAUAACGAAUUGUUUGAAUAUUUAUCUGGCGAAACUGAAACCUCGCGUAACAUAUUCGUUUUUUGCUUUUAUAAAGCACCACCGCACGUGAUGUUUAGCGUAAUGUAAUUUAGAGGAAUAUGUUUAUUCGGCAAUCAGAAAUGUAAAAUAAAUUAUUGAGUUAUGCGU